UUGGGGUUUUCCACCGUUGUAAAUUCAUCACCGAUUUUGUUUUUCUUCAAAAGCUUAAAAAUUAAAAUAUCUGAAGCAAAAAUGGCGAAAGAAGAUUGUUGAUUCUCCUACCUAAUGGCUACGAUCUCCGCCACACAUUCCUAUUUCCGUUUCCAACAAGCUUGCCGUCGUUCUGCUCCAGCUCCAGUUUAUCGCACUCGAUUUUCUCGCCCAUCGGCUUCCAUGGAUUCCGGCGACGAGCUCAGAGCAAAAUUCAUGGAAUUUCCUUACGCCUCUGCUCCGCAAAGAGAUCUGAUGGUGGAGCUGUUAUCCUCUGUGGAGACACACCUUGGACCCUCGCUGCACCCUUGUACCCUACCGUCCGAUGUACAACACUUUGGGAAUCCUGAUGGUACUGCCCAUGCUUCUAUCCACCUCAGAUCCGGCCUUCCUUCUUCUCAGGUUGAAUUCGUAUUGGGAGCUGGGAUAAACUGCAAGCUGCCAUCUGGCGGGGCCCUCAACAUCACAAGCCUCUCAGCCUAUCUAAAGCCCUCGACCGACGCACCGCACUUUCUGAUCGAACUCAUCCAAAGCAGCCCGAAAUCUCUCGUUCUAAUUCUUGAUUUGACUCCACGAAAGGAUCUCAUUUCUUACCCGGACUACCUUAAAACCUACUACGAGGACACUCAAUUGGACAGGCACAGGCAGAGCCUCCAGAAGCUUCCGGAAGUAAGACCCUAUUAUUCUCCGUCUCUUUAUAUACGUGCAGUCGUUUCUCCGACAGCCAUUGUAGUCUCUAUAGAUGGCGGUGAAAGGAUAAGUAUUGAUGAGAUGAUACGAGACCAUGUGGGCCCCAUUGCAAAGGAGGUGCUUGGGUUCUGGAUGGAGACGUGCGCUUGUUCGGAUAGGCGUACGGGAGAAUCGGAGAGGAGUUAUUUAGCUGAAAGGGAUCGGAUAAUUAAGACUACGACUAUUGAGGUGGAUCUUGGCUCGAGUUUUCCGAGGUUGUUCGGGCAACAAGUGUCUGAUAGAGUGUUAGGUGUUUUGAGAGAGAUCUAUGGUGAAUAAUCUUUGCAUUUUUAGUAAAAUAUGUUUGUCAUCUUAGAUUAUUAGAUCAACGUAUAUGUUUGUGUAGUUCCUACUAUCUUGUGAAAUUGCUUAAAAGGGAAUUGGUAUCGACUAUCGAGUAUUAUGCAUGAAAUCGAUG
Erythranthe guttata (spotted monkey flower) is the source of this 1186-nucleotide messenger RNA. RefSeq names its product accelerated cell death 2 (ACD2) (gene ACD2). Gene Ontology annotation, molecular function: red chlorophyll catabolite reductase activity. The record is from RefSeq and is a predicted model, not a curated record. Gene Ontology annotation, cellular component: chloroplast. Lineage: Eukaryota; Viridiplantae; Streptophyta; Magnoliopsida; Lamiales; Phrymaceae. Gene Ontology annotation, biological process: chlorophyll catabolic process.